GCGCGGUUCUGAAAAAUCAAACCGGACCAGUACAUGGUCUAACCUGUCCGAGACUGGGUUUGAUUCGUACACUAUUUUCAGUAACUAUUUGUAGCUGGAACUUGGAAGGAACCAGUACUAGAGAAGAGACGAGUAGAGAACGAAGAAUACGGACUUCUGCGGGGAAAUGGAGAAGCUGAAGUCUCUGCUUCCAGACGAGCUCAAGAGGAUGGUUUGGAACAGCACGGUGGAAAAUCUUCCGGCGGCGAGUUCUUCUCUUCUUGAGUUCCUCCUCAAUUUGCCGCAAUUUCACCAAAUGGUUAGAGAUUUGGCUGCUCCAGAGGACUCGCUGUGUGCGAAGAAUAAAGCCGCUGCUAUGGAAUUAAAGAAGAAGGGCAACCAAUGCUAUUCAAAUGGAGACUACGCUGCAGCGCUGGAUUGCUACUCUCAGGCGCUACGAGUUGCUCCGCAGGAAGCUGGUGACGGGGAUAAAAGUCUAGUUGCAGCAUUGUUUUUGAACAGAGCUUCAGUUUUCCAUAGACAAGGCCUACUAAAGGAGUGUCUACGAGACUGUAAUCGAGCACUUCAGAUUUCGCCUAGCUAUUCAAAGGCUUGGUAUAGGAGGGGCAAAGCAAAUGCUGCUUUGGGAAAUCGUCAGGAAGCAAUCCUAGACUUGGGGGUUGCGAAGGAUAUGGAGAUUUCGUUAGCUGGAAAGAGACAGAUAGAAUGUGAAUUAAACAUGAUUAUUAGCCAACGACAAUCUGCAAGCAGGAUAGUGGAUCAAUGUAGCCAGAUAAGUACGGGAGGAGCAGACGAGCCUUGCCAAAGUAGCCUUUCAUGCGUAACAACACAUGAUAAAGGAAGAGGGAUGGCUGCACAAUGUGAUAUUCCUCAAUCGUCCUUGAUUCAUAAGGAAGAACCAUAUGCCCUGGUUAUACUGAAGAGUUCCCGGGAAAGUCAUUGCCAUUACUGCUUGGGUGAACUACCAUUGGAUACAGUCCCUUGCCUAUCAUGUUCAAUCCCCUUGUACUGCUCCGAACGUUGUCGAGCACAAGCAGGAGGAGGAAGUCUUGUUAGGCAUCAAGAGGAACAGAGAGAUAAGUCUUAUGGUGACAGUCUAGAAAAGCAUGUUAUGGAGGUAACUUCACUCCAUAAUUCUACUACAGCUGUUGAGUGCUUCCCUGAGCAUAAACAUGAAUGUGGUGGUGUCCACUGGCCUGCAGUCCUUCCGCCGGAUGUUGUCUUGGCUGGCCGCAUACUAGCAAAGCAUCUUUCUCAAACUGGCAUUCUGAUGAACCCCGAAACUCUAAUUGUUUUGGGGUUCUCUCACAACUAUUCACUUAUUGCUCAAGGUACCAAAUUGGAGGUGCACAUAUAUGCUAGUGUCUUGCUGUGCUGUCUACAGCAUGCUCUUGGCUUUGAACUCCCAGUGAAUGCUAUCUAUUUGUCCCAGACUGUCAUACUUCUAUCACAAAUCAGGGUGAAUGCUAUGGCAAUUAUUCAUAUGAAAUCUGUUGAUCCUCGUGGGCCUCAUGCUUUCACUAGUACGGUGGAACAGGUUACUGUGGGUCAAGCGAUUUACAAAACUGGCAGUAUGUUCAACCAUUCUUGCCAGCCCAAUAUCAAUGCGUAUUUCCUCUCACGAACUCUUUUUGUACGGACAACAGAGGUUGUUCAAACAGGGUUUCCUUUGGAGUUGUCUUAUGGCCCACAGGUUGGGCAAUGGGACUGUUGUGAUCGUCUUCAGAUUUUAGAAGACAAGUACUCAUUUCGAUGUCGGUGCAGUGGCUGCUCAGAAUUGAAUAUAGCUGAUCUAGUCCUGAAUGCUUUCCAUUGUGCCAAUCCUGAUUGCACCGGUGUCGUGUUAGAUGCCCCUGUGAUAAAAUAUGAAACGGGCAAGCUGACAAGCUCUCACAAGACAUCACGCUUGAAUGGUGGGUCAGAGGUCAAGAAGAUCAAUGUCAAGAGUUUAGUUUGUCUUAAUCUCAUGUCCAACAAUAGCUCUUGUCAUAUCAAACCUGCAUCCUGUUUGAACUGUGGUCAUUACUGCAAUCUUGAUGCUGCACGUGAAGCCGUGGACAAUGCUUUGAGUUGUAUGCAUAGUCUAGAGGAUGCAAUAGCGUCAAAAGAAAUCCCGAGUAUGGUACUAUCAGAUGCUUCAAGGUCCCUUGGUCUUCUGAGAUCAGUACUACAUCCUUAUAACAAACGCAUUGCAGAGGCUGAAGAUAAGCUCGCACAAGGGUUUUGUUGGACUGGAGACCUGCGAUCUUCUAAGGCUUUAUGUUCAUCAUCAAUCAAGAUACUGGAAGUGCUCUACGGCAAUGAUCAUAUAGUCAUCGGAUAUGAACUCAUCAAGCUCGCAACCAUUCAGCUAUCCUUGGACGACCCUGAAGUUGCCAAAACCAUAACCAGGCUCGAAAAGAUAUUUCUCCGUUAUUUCGGGGCUCAUGCAAACUUGGUUUUACCCCAUCUAGAAACCCUGAAGAAAGAAUCGCUACCCCUCCAUAGGCAGUUCAGUUCAGUUGAGAUUUAGUUGACAAAAUUUUCUCUCAUGUUAAACUCAGAGUAGUGGUAUUAGAAGCAUGCACAAUGUAUCAUCUUGUUUCUUAUGUGCUAGCAGGCUAUGUUUGUAAGUCUAGAUAUCAACAAUGUCUUACUUAUAUUGGGAAUUUUGGUUCUGAAUGGCAUUCAUCUUUGUAGCUUCAUGCCUAUCUUUUUUAUUCAACUAUAUAAACAAGAAGAGGGGGUAGUUCUGUCCAAUUCGAAAGCAAAUUAUCCAAUCUAAUCAAUUCAGAUUUUUAGA
Linum trigynum is the source of this 2782-nucleotide messenger RNA. The record is from the annotation of a GenBank genome assembly. Lineage: Eukaryota; Viridiplantae; Streptophyta; Magnoliopsida; Malpighiales; Linaceae.